This is a messenger RNA of Chelonia mydas (Green sea turtle), 8537 nucleotides long. It is a transcript of the gene CLOCK, whose product is annotated as clock circadian regulator. Gene Ontology annotation, molecular function: protein dimerization activity; E-box binding; DNA-binding transcription factor activity, RNA polymerase II-specific. Lineage: Eukaryota; Metazoa; Chordata; Testudines; Cheloniidae. Gene Ontology annotation, cellular component: CLOCK-BMAL transcription complex; cytoplasm; nucleus. Gene Ontology annotation, biological process: regulation of transcription by RNA polymerase II; circadian regulation of gene expression. The record is from RefSeq and is a predicted model, not a curated record. The transcript has 25 exons. Bases 685 to 3231 code for a protein of 848 amino acids.
CUGGCGGCGCAUGCGCAGUGGUGGCGGUGAGGGAAUCACAGGCCUGGCUGCUGCUGGAGGAGGAUCUGUCGGUGGGUUUGGGACUAAGCGCAGGAAGCGGCUUCGCACACUGCACGGAGCCCAGAGUGGUCAGGCGGCGUGGGGAGCCGGGAUUCGCCACUUGAUGUGUAGAUGGUGCAGCCAGUGACGCAAUGGCAAGUGACUGGUGCUGGUCAAUAAACCUGACUCCCCUUGGGAAUUCCUAAUGGCGCCCAAGUGUGGGGUAAUGGAACACCCUGGGUGAAAGAAAUGUCCCCAGAAAAGUGGAUGAGCCAGAAUCCUGUUGGUCAAUGGUACCAACACUACUGGGACCAGAUCCAUUUAGAAAAGUUGCUGAAACUGAAAGGAGUAGUGGAGCCAGUACUUUAAUUUUGCGUGGAGCUUUUGGAAAAUUAUUAUAAUGCUGUAAAUCAGAAUCUCAGUUAAGUUUGGUAGCUGUAGUGGGAGGGAAGUGGAAAAAUCCUGUGACAGCCACAAGAGUUUUAGAAAAUGCAGAGUUUGAUGCCCCUCUGUAGAAGAGGAUAUAUUUAAACCCACAUUCAUCUGAAGGAUCAGUGUUUAUCCUAAAUAUCACGGUUUAACGUCCCAAAAAGUAUAAGAGGCAGACGUACAAAUGUCUACCACAAGACUAAAGUGUGACAUGUUAUGUUCUUUACCAUAAGGACCCAUAAAAUGAGCUCCAUUACAGACAGAGAUGAUGGUAGUAUUUUUGAUGGUCUGGUGGAAGAAGAUGACAAGGAUAAAGCAAAAAGAGUGUCUAGAAACAAGUCUGAAAAGAAACGUAGAGAUCAGUUUAAUGUUCUCAUCAAAGAGCUUGGUUCCAUGCUUCCGGGUAAUGCUCGGAAGAUGGAUAAAUCCACUGUACUGCAGAAAAGCAUUGACUUUUUACGGAAGCACAAAGAAAUCACUGCACAGUCAGAUGCCAGUGAAAUUCGACAGGACUGGAAACCUACAUUCCUUAGUAAUGAAGAGUUCACACAGUUAAUGUUGGAGGCUCUUGAUGGUUUUUUUUUAGCAAUCAUGACAGAUGGAAGUAUAAUAUAUGUGUCUGAAAGUGUAACUCCCUUACUUGAACAUUUGCCAUCUGAUCUUGUGGAUCAGAGUAUAUUUAAUUUUAUCCCAGAGGGGGAACAUUCAGAAGUUUAUAAAAUACUGUCUACUCAUCUGCUGGAAAGUGAUUCAUUGACCCAAGAAUAUUUAAAAUCAAAAAAUCAACUAGAAUUCUGUUGCCAUAUGCUGCGAGGAACAAUAGACCCAAAAGAACCACCUACAUAUGAAUAUGUAAAGUUUAUUGGAAAUUUCAAGUCUUUGAAUAAUGUCCCCAACUCCGCGCACAACGGUUAUGAAGGAACUAUCCAGCGGCCCCAGCGGCCUUCAUAUGAAGACAGAGUUUGCUUUGUAGCUACAGUUAGGUUAGCUACACCUCAGUUUAUCAAGGAAAUGUGCACUGUUGAAGAACCCAAUGAAGAGUUCACAUCUAGACAUAGCUUAGAAUGGAAGUUCCUAUUCUUGGAUCACAGGGCACCUCCAAUAAUAGGCUAUUUACCAUUCGAAGUUCUGGGGACAUCGGGCUACGAUUACUAUCAUGUAGAUGACCUAGAAAAUCUGGCAAAAUGUCACGAACACUUAAUGCAAUACGGGAAAGGGAAGUCAUGUUAUUACAGGUUCCUGACAAAGGGGCAGCAAUGGAUUUGGCUACAAACACAUUACUAUAUUACUUAUCAUCAGUGGAAUUCCAGGCCAGAGUUUAUUGUCUGUACACACACUGUAGUAAGUUAUGCAGAAGUUCGAGCAGAAAGACGGCGAGAACUUGGUAUUGAAGAGUCUCUUCCAGAGAUAGCAGCAAAUAAAAAUCAGGACUCCGGAUCUGAUAAUCAUAUAAACACGGUCAGCCUCAAAGAAGCAUUGGAAAGAUUUGAUCACAGCGGUACACCUUCUGCUUCCUCUAGGAGUUCGAGGAAAUCUUCUCAUACUGCAGUGUCAGAUCCUUCAUCAACGCCAACAAAGAUGACAAUGGACACUAGCACUCCUCCAAGACAAAACUUACCUGGGCAUGAAAAGACUGUACCAAGGAGGUCAUCACUUAGUAGUCAGUCCUUAAAUGCCCAGUCUGUUGGACAACCAUUAGCACAGCCAAUGAUGUCUCAACCUGCAACUUUACAGAUCCAGCCAGGCAUGUCCCAGCCUAUGUUUCAGUUUUCAGCCCAAUUGGGAGCCAUGCAGCACCUAAAGGACCAGCUGGAGCAAAGAACACGAAUGAUAGAGGCAAAUAUUCAUCGGCAGCAAGAAGAGUUGCGUAAGAUUCAAGAACAGCUUCAAAUGGUCCAUGGUCAAGGGCUUCAGAUGUUUUUGCAGCAAUCAACUCCUGGAUUAAAUUUUGGUUCUGUGCAGCUUACUUCUGGAAACUCUUCUAACAUUCAGCAGCUUACACCAAUAAACAUGCAAGGUCAAGUUGUUCAGGCUAAUCAAAUUCAAGGCGGAAUGAACACUGGGCAUAUUAGUACUCAGCACAUGAUACAGCAACAGCCUUUGCAGAGUACAGCAACACAGCAUACUCAACAAAAUAUACUUAGUGGGCACAAUCAACAGGCUUCUCUUACCAAUCAGUCACAGAAUACACUUUCAGCCCCCUUAUAUAACACUAUGGUGAUUUCCCAGCCAACGACAGGAAAUGUGGUCCAGAUUCCAUCUAGUUUACCACAAAACAAUAACCAGAGUGCUGCAGUAACUACUUUCACCCAGGACAGACAGAUCAGAUUUUCUCAAGGUCAGCAGCUUGUCACAAAACUAGUCACUGCCCCUGUAGCAUGUGGAGCGGUAAUGGUACCAAGCACUAUGUUUAUGGGACAGGUGGUGACUGCCUACCCCACUUUUGCUGCACAACAGCAGCAGCCACAGACAUUAUCAAUAACGCAGCAGCAGCAGAGUCAGCAAGAGCAGCAGCAGCAGCUCAGUACAGUUCAGCAGUCGGCUCAAGCUCAGCUGGCGCAGCACCCGCAGCAGUUCUUACAGACAUCCAGGCUACUUCAUGGAAAUCAAUCAACUCAGCUUAUUCUCUCUGCUGCUUUCCCACUACAACAAAGCACUUUUACUCAAUCACACCACCAGCAGCAUCAAUCUCAGCAGCAGCAGCAACUCUCACGACAUAGAACUGACAACAUGAUUGAUCCUUCCAAAGUUCAGCCACAGUAGCAUGGAGAUUCACUUCUUCUAGAAGCAAACAGCAGGGAGGGGCUGCUCCAUAAACAUUUGCACUGAUGAUGGUAGAGGUAGAAGUCCAAAGGCUUUAUAAAGUACAGUAUUGAGGUCUACUUCUAACUUCUGGGAAUCUGUUUGCAGAAGAAACUACUACAAAACGUUGUGGAGGUACCUUAGGUACAAAGAGCAAAAAGAUAACAGGGACAUGGCCAACUUUGACAGUCUUUUAGUUGUCCCAAUUUCUGUGUUCUAAAGGAUGUGCUGCCACGUAAUAACUUGUCCAGAUCAAGUCUCAAACCCUCAGUGAACUGAAAAGGGCACUAAAAAUGUUGGUAUCUUUAGCAGUCCUGUAAGUUUGUCAAAUGUGACCAUGGACAUGCAGUUGCUCUCAAUAAUGCUACAAAUACAGUCCAAAAGACAUUUAAAUUUUUUUUUCUCAGAUGAUUAUGGGACAAGUAAAUAUUUUCAAAAUGUUGUGUGGAAUCAGAUUCUGUAUUAUACAGAUGUUGUAAAACAAUGUGUAUAUGUCUGGAUAAAAGGAGAGAGAGCAAAAAUAUUUUAUAUGAUGCAUGAAAAUGUAAUCUUGUUAUUUGUAGGGUUGAAUGUUUCCCUAAAUUCUCACACCAUGCUCUGACUAAUAUUUUCCUCUGUUCUACCCUUUUGUUUACAACAUGAUGCAUCAUAAUUUUCACCCUUAAUGUGGGCACAAGUCUCUUGUUUGUGCUUUGUCUGCGAUGUCACAGUUUGUUCAGUGAGGUAUAGUGUGCUGGUUAGUGGAUUUUUUGGGGGUUAAAUUAUUGAUGAAACUGAUUGAACUGAUGGUCACGCAUCAGGGUUCAAGACAUUCAGAUUUCAGAAGUAUUAUCCAUCAUUUCACAAUUAUUCAUUGUUUUUUGAUUGAAAAAUAGGAAUUUGCACUGCUUUAUUGUGGAUGGUUUGGAAUUUUACUCCCCAAAGCUAUCUUUUGAUAUAGAUCAUAGUUGGAAAUAUUUAUGUAAAGGGUUUUAAAAAAACUACAUGAAAGUAAUUUUUAAAAAUGUGUCAGUUAUAGGAGUAAUUUGCACAACAAUAUAUUUACACUUAAUAACAUUUUAGGCACUUUUUAACCACCUUCUCUGUGGUGAGAAUUGUAACUUGUUAAAAUAUGUUGGAAUCUUUUUAUUCUCCUUUAAAAAUUAGAUCUUUCUUCAGUCAGAACUGAUUCAGGGUCAUUUUAAAACAAAAAAACAAGAAACCCAUAGUGCCUUGAUUUUAAUUCAGGUGAUAACGUUGAACAUCUUGAAUUAUGUUGUCUUGAAUCUGUUACAAUUUUACAAUUUUGAAGUCUUAGUAUAAUCUCAACAAAACGUGUUUCUACUUCAUAGCUAUAUCUUGUUUGUGUUCAUAUAUACAAGUAUUUUAACAAUCGUCUGAGUUGAGAUCAUGAGCAUUUUUUAAAGGAGGGCCUCUCCCCUCAGACACUAAAAUGGAAACAGAUAUCUAAUGAUUUACCUGUAAAGUGUUCAGCGAGUAAGGAGUAGCACUAUUUAGAGGCUCCAAAACAGAGAUUAGUCAUUUGUGGGGGGGAAUGAAUCUGACACUUUUUAAUCAGAUCUGAUCCGAUCCAAUUUUACUUUAUUGAUUGGAAUUUAAUGGAAAAAUAAAGAGGUGAUUAGGACUGCAUGUUUAACACACUGAGUAUUGACUUAAAAGGGAUACCACUAAACUAAGACUUCAGAAGGCAACCUCACUUUAUAAAGAUAAUAAAAAGUUCCAACAGAAAUGAUUUCCUAUUUUUAAAUGUUCAGUAGAUUUCUAUGGUACUACUUCAUACAAAUCACAUCUGCAAAGCAAAAUGAGCUAAUACUAAGAUAGACUUGGUAGUUAAAAGAGAAAAUUAAUUAAAAUUAACACUGAGGAGGGAAAGUUUUUAGUCAAGAAGCUGAAUUAAGUCAGAGUAUUAGGGAGGAGCUGUAUGAAUGUAACCAAAUUGUGGUGGAAUAUUAAAUAUUAGGAACAGUUUGAUUGUAUUAUUGGGUGACCAGAGCUGACUGAAAGGUAGUGCUAAGUUAGUGAACACUAGAUGCAGUUACCUUUUGAAGCUUGUUCUUAAAAUUAACCUUGGCCUUUCCACUGUCAUCUCCUCAUCAGAUUAGCCCCUCACCCCCAAACAAUAAAGCAACAGGUCAACAGUGGAUCCUGGGAGAAUCACAGUGGAAAAGGGAGGAGGGCGUAAGAAGUAAAGAACCAAAGAGACCUGGAUUGGUUUCUGCUCCAGGAAGUCUCUUGCAACAAGGAGUAGGAAUAGAUACAAAUAUUAAACAUAUCCAGGAAACUUUCUCUCUCUAUGCUCUUUAAAGGGAUUUCAGUCAUUCCCUGAACCAGUAUAAUUGUUAGAAACAUAUAUUUUUUUAAGCUUUAGAAAAGCAAAACUGCAUUGACUUUUAUUUAUUUUUUUCAAAUUGCCUUGCUAAUCCUGCCAUAGCAUUCCGCCUGUAUCCAAAAUUUAAGCUGCAUUGACCAGAGGUCCAUUCCAUAAAGACUUUUAGUGGGAUAUAGACUUGUUAGAUAAGGGUUUUAACCUAAUUACAAUAAUAAAAUAGCACUAAAGAAGGAAAUUGGGAGAGCUUUAAUAUUACUCUUAGAAAUGUAGUGUGGUGGUAAAACCCAACCGAUAAGAUGUAGCAUUUGCAGCUACAGAAAAUGCAGAGCAUAACCAGCAGACAGCUGAGAGAGUUUUAUAUAUAAGCUUCAUUCAGACCCCCUCUCUCAACCAAAAAAAAUACUGUGGUGUGCUGUUGUAGGUCAGACAAUAAAAAGGCAGCCUAACUUAGGUGUGAGAGGUUUUAUAUUAACAUAGCUCUUGGCAGAGGACUAAGAGGAAAAAUUCUGUUCUUUGAUCAAGAAGCCUUCCAUAAGCUCAGAGGGGAAAGUCAUCCAAAAAUGAAGCUACUCUUUACCUGCUAGCUGAUAAAGAGAAGAGGGGGAAUUCUAAGAGACUGAAAAAUUAUUACAUACAUUUGAAAAGCUUCUGCCACAAUUCAGGCAAAUGUUUAAAAAAAAAAAAAAACAGAAAAAGCACACAGUAUUUCACUGACUCUAAUUGGCGUGGAUGUUCUGCUUCUCUUUCACGGACUAUUAAAGGAUUUGUGUUCAAACAAGGCACUCACUUCUGGUCCUAUUAAAGUCAAUUGCAAAACUCCAUUGACUUCAGUGGGAAGAAAAUUGGGCCCCAGUCUUUCUCUCUUCUAAUCAGCCUGCUGCUUCUGCCCAGCUUACUCACAGGUGUGGCAAACCUGUUGUUUGUGACAUCCCAAGAGAUAUCAUAGCAUUUGCUGCUGUGAUGUGUAAUGUUACAGAAUGACUCUGACAGGAGUGAGGAAGUUGGCUAAGAAGGAGAAAAUGUUGUAUUGUGGAUAAAUGCCUUGGUGACGUACAGUUAAGUAAAGUAUCAUGCUGUAUUUUCUUAAUAGAGUUUUGAUGAGAAAAUUAGUAAGUUUGCCUGGGUUGAGUGAGAACUCAAAGAAAAGCCUCAGAAUUUCAGAGGGAAAAGAAAUAUAGCUAUUUUUAUAUUAUAUUUAAUAUAUGUUAUAUUUGUAUAUAAAUAUGAAAAGAUUAUAGUAAGAACUCUCCAUAUGCCUUCCAUUUUAUCUAGACGUUUACCUCCUGGUGCGCUGGCUCCAGGGUAUCACCAUCUUUGUAGGCAUUAUGCCUGCUGCCAACCAACAUCUAAGUUAAUAUUCCAAUAUCUUUACAACAGAUAGGCCCCAGUUCAGCAGUAUGCCUAACUUGAAGCAUGUAAGUUAGUCCAAUUUAAGUGAAUGCUGAUGUACUGUGCUCAGUAGGGUCCUUAGUUCUCCUCAGUGCCCAUGCUGGUAAUUUUUCAUGGGAAAAGGAGAAACGCUCGCAAGACUCAAGUAGUGCAGUUUAAAAAAGGGGUUUGGAAUAAUGAUAAGCACUUUACUGAAAAAAAACCAUUUUGAAAACAGUUAAUUAUUUUAGGCAAUGGAACGGUUCAAAAGUGGUCCAAAGGAAUCAAAAUAUAGAAAACUGUCAAAAAGAGGCAUUUCUGGAAAGUGUUUCUAAAUGUGGUGAUCCUUUGAGGCUCUAAGUGUGAGAUUAAAAAGGCAUCUAAAAUUGGUUGAUUUUGUUUUAAUAUGGCUUUGGGAAAGGCUAAAUCUACAUAAAUACUAUCUUCUUUUAGAAAUUUCUUUUAAAGUUGCACAAUUGCCUGUGAGAAAGAAAUGAUCAGGAGGCUUAUUAGCCUGUUCAGUAAUUCUAAAUGGCCCUUGGGAUUAUAAUUUGCAUUAAAAUAUGUGUAGAGGGUUUACAGAUGUGGCCUUUAGUAGACUGUUGCAGUCCCCAAUUCUAGAAUAACUAGCAUUCUUAGCGAUAAAACCAGAUGUAGUUAUGAGUGCGUUUUAAAUGACAUGGCAUCAUGCAGCGUCAGCGCAUGCAUGUUAGAUUCGUAAGUACAGUAUCUCCUUUUGAAAUCAUUCUUGAAACAAGAUACACAUUGAGAAGGGCUGGGGAAAUUAUUAUUUUUGGCUAAAAGGGAGAAAAAGAUUAACGUAGUGGUGAAUCUUUUUUUUACUCAUCCCCAGUGGAAAAAGUUAAAAACUAUUUGAUACUAAUUGGGAUAAAGAAUUUUGUAUUCAGUAUAUUUGAAGUUGAACGUUGAAUGGCUCAUAGUAAAUGAGAUAAACUUUGAGAGAGAUAUUUAAAUUAAAUCUGGUUGUCCAUUAGACCUUUUUUUAAUAUCCUGAUUUUAACACUACAUUCCUUGUUUUUUUUCUUUAAUAAACAAGUAAUUUACAGGCUUUGUUUGCUUCAUGCUUUGUCAUCUGCAUGGGUUUUGCCAGCAUGGUAUGCUAAAUUGUACCUAUAAAUAAAAAGGAAAAACAAAACACUGUGUAUGAACCAAAUACUGUAUUGCCUGAUAUGGAGAUCCCAGCCAAGACUGAGAGGUGCUGCACUAAUAGACAAUCAAAAUGGGUGACUAUUUAUGAAAGACUUUUGGGAAUGAUCUUAAAGUAGUAACUGCUUUGAUAGCAGCUGAGUUUUUUAAAUGAGGUAAAACUAUUUAUUUUAAAAUAUAUCAAGUGGACUGAAUUUUGAGUUUUUAAGCAGUGUUGAUUUCACAGUGUCUUGGGUUUUGGUUUGGUUUUGUACUUUCUAACUGGCAUUAGAUUUGUAUAUGUAGAAAACUAGUGCCACUCAUAUUGACGUCAGGAAAUGUAGAUACAGUUCCCUGGUGUUCAUGUGACCAUUACUAACUGUCAAUUUUUUAAUUGAAUAAAUGUAACUCAUUUGAAAUUCUA